CUCCGGACGCGACUCGACCGCAUCGUCCCCCCGAACCGCCAAUACCUCGGAUUGCGCCGCCGAACUUUCCUCAUUAUCCUCGUCGCCAUCUUCCUCAGCCUGCUCGCACUCAUCCUAGGCCUCUCAAUCGGCCUCUCCGGCAAAGGCAGCAAACAAAACCUCCCGCUCCCCACCUCCGCCGAAGCACAUACCGGCGACCUCACAUACUACAACCCCGGACUCGGCUCGUGCGGCAUCGACUCGACUGACAACGACCCCAUCGUUGCGGUGUCGCAUCUCCUAUACGAUGCUGUGUCGACGGGUUCGAACCCGAACCUGAAUCCACUAUGUGGGAAGAAGAUCCGCGCGAGACGGCACAACGAGGCGACCGGAGAGGACCGGAGCGUGGAUCUGACGGUGGUGGAUAGAUGCACCGGGUGCCAGCCGACGGAUAUAGAUGUUAGCCCGGCAAUCUUUGAUGAGCUAGCUCCAAGGGACUACGGAAGAGUUGGGGUGACGUGGGCUUGGCUG
This is a messenger RNA of Eremomyces bilateralis CBS 781.70, 510 nucleotides long. RefSeq lists its product as uncharacterized. The annotation marks the transcript as partial. Lineage: Eukaryota; Fungi; Ascomycota; Dothideomycetes; Eremomycetales; Eremomycetaceae. The record is from RefSeq and is a predicted model, not a curated record. The transcript has a single exon.